Phalaenopsis equestris is the source of this 5382-nucleotide messenger RNA. RefSeq names its product homeobox-DDT domain protein RLT2-like. The transcript has 20 exons. The record is from RefSeq and is a predicted model, not a curated record. Gene Ontology annotation, molecular function: DNA binding. NCBI's taxonomy places the organism in Eukaryota, Viridiplantae, Streptophyta, Magnoliopsida, Asparagales, Orchidaceae. The coding region runs from base 352 to 4950 and encodes 1532 amino acids. Gene Ontology annotation, biological process: regulation of transcription by RNA polymerase II.
UGUUUAUUUGAUUUCCCUUUGAACUGUUUCAGAAUCCUUUCUUUUGUUUUCUUCGUCAUUUUCAUCAAACCUCCGUUUCCACUUUCGUGCUGCUCCGCUUAAGUUCUUCCUGCUUUCAAGCUUUAUCCUUUCUUUCCCUGCAAUUCCACCAAAUUGCUCUCGUUACUGGUCCGGCAGCCAUUUAACUCUUCUCUGGUUUCUCUCCCAUGGAAAUCUAUACCCUUGAUUCUCCCAAUAGGUACCUGCACUUGAGAAAAGAGAGUCGACAUAGUGGAAGGAGAAACCCUACCUUUCUUCUUGAUGUUCGUUGUAGCGCAAACCUUAACAUCGGAAUAGGUUUCUGGUUUUAGAAUGGAGUUCGGAGACGGGGGAGGCGGGGGAUCACCUCGCGACGCAUCGAAUGGUGCUCCCAAGCAUGCUAAGAGGAAGAUGAAGACUCCUUCUCAAAUAGAUGUGCUUGAGAAGGCUUAUACUGUUUCCUCGAGGUUGUCGGAGCAGAUGAGGCAGGAGCUCGCCCUGAAGACAGAACUCUCAUCCCGGGAGAUAUCAAUGUGGUUUGCCAACAAGAGGUUUCAGGGAAAACAAGCCCAUUUGCUCAGGGAGUCUAAAAGGGAGGAUGUGCAUCCACUUCCAAUUCACUCUAACCCGAGCGGCGGUGGAAGUGGAUUUGUGUUAGCAGCCUGCCAUUUCAUGGAUUCCACCAUGAAUGAAGCAUCGGUUAGCGAAAGGUGUAGUGAGCUGAUCCGGCCAAUGGGGAAGACCCAAGUGCAGCAGCUGAUGCCAAAACUACAGAAAACACAUCAUGAAUUGGACCCAUCGGUGCUGACUUUUAUGGAGAGGAAGUUGGGAGGAAGGUUAAUAGAGGACGGGCCACUUGUCGGAAUGACUUUCGAUCCUCUGCCGCCUGGUGCAUUUGGAUCCCCUUUAUGCAGUGGCAAUGAAAUGAUGAGGAAGCUAAAACGGCCAACUCGUGCUCCUAAAGCCAAAUCUAUUUUGAAACAGAAUGCAGGGUCCACUAAGACAUCAUCUGUAUUCCAACGAACAGAGUUUAAUUGCCUGCAAAACUCACUUUGGAGAAUGCCUUCCGAUGAAGUUGGCUCUUCAGUUAAUCCUGACUCAGCCCAUACUAUCGGUAGCAAGUCACCAUGUAUUUCUUCUGGGAAGCAACAACCUCAAAAAAAGGAAUUGCAUCCAGACUACGCUCCUCAAGCAGAAGCUCAGUUUACGAUUUACCCCAUCAAUGAUAUAGUUGAUAAGUUUGUAUUAACUGAUACGUUGGCCAACGAUGUUACUUCUCAAGCGGAGAGGCUGCACAAGAGUGAAGCGGCUCGAACAGCAGAUGAAGUUGAAGCAGUGGAUAGGAUGGUGGCAUGUAAGAAACAAUGUUUAAAAAGACAGACACAUACUGACAAAGAGAUGCUUGAUCAUGAAAGGAACAAUGGAGAAGCUGUAUUUCAUGGAAACCAAACUGAUGAGGGGAAGUUGCAGUAUGUUGAUCAACUUAAAAGUUGCCUAAAGACGCUGAAUAAUGGAAAUAUAGAAGAAGAGAAGGUGAGGCAGCCAGAAGAACUGCAAUUGGGAGUAGCUUCCAUGGAGGAAGCUGUUAAUAGAAGCUCUAUAGCUCAUGGAAAUAUUCAAGGGAACAUUCGACUUAUAGAGGAUGAGCAACUUGAACUAAUGAAGCUAGCUGCUUCAAGGAAAGGUUUAUCAUCCAUUUAUUCUCUUGACAAGGAUACUUUGGAUAACCUUCAUACUUUCCAAGAUAUGUUAGGUACAUUUCCUCCAGAAUCAGUGCCUAUGAAGCGGCCUUUUCCCAUACUGCCGUGGACGGAUUCCGAAGAGAAUGUUGGAAACCUUCUCAUGGUUUGGAAGUUCUUAGUUACUUUUGCUGGUGAGUUUGGACUUUGGCCUUUCACCCUUGAAGAGUUUGCACAAGCUUUUCACAUGCAAGAUUCGAGAUUGUUGGGAGAGAUACAUGUUGCUGUGUUGAAGUACAUUAUUAGAGAUCUCGAGGAUUCCAAAAAUACUCAUGCGUGUGCACCAUGCUUUAGCGAAGAUAAGUUUGAUAACCCAGAAAGUACAAAUUCGAAAAUUGUUGAUGGGGUCCAUGAAUGGGGUUUUGAUAUACACUUCUGGAAGAACAAAUUAAAUUUUUUAACAUGGCCUGAAAUAUUACGCCAGCUUGCUCUAUCAGCUGGAUUUGGAACUAAAUUGAAGGCCAGCUAUCCAAAUUGCUAUGGUGACAAGCAGACUGUCAAUGCUGGUGAUCGGGUUUCAAGUUUAGAUAAACAUGUUGGUAGUAAUUCUGUUCUUGUGCAAGACAAAGAUAAGAGCUCUUCCUGUGGCAGUAGCUAUCAGGUAACUCCUGGAACUUUGGUGUUUGCCGUAUUCCAUGCUCUUUUCCUAGCGGGAACUGAAGGACUAACACCAAUGGAGGUUACAGACUACAUCCAGGAACAUCAAUUAUAUGAAUUUACAACAAUGGAAUCAGCCCAUGAAUCUAUUAGCAAUAUUCUGUCAAAAGAUGCUGAGCUUUUUGAAAGAGCUGGUUUAGUCAAAUAUCGUGUAAAGCAUUGUUUUCGGAAAGAUCCUUCCAUUGUUGAGAAGGUAUUAGCAGAUGAUACUAAAAGCAUACAGUUGUGCAGGAUUACACAUUUUGGAAAAAAGGCAUCUGACGAAAAUUUUGAGGAUUUACAUCUUGCCGGUAGUGAUGAAGACAUUGGAGACAGUUUUACAGAACAUCCUUUAUGUGGCAAAUUUACCAGGGAAAGCUCGUAUAACUUAGUUAGCACUAAAGUAUCAACUUCUUUGAAUAAAUCAAAUAAAAAUUUACAUACUGAUGAGCCUGGACUAAUAAAUGAAAGUGGGGUUGAAAAUGUGGAUAGAGUUUCUCUUUUCUUUCUUGAAAGUGCAGAAGAUGAAAUUGCUUUAAGCACUCGGAAUGAUGAAAUAAUUGAAUCUAUUCAUGAUGUUACUAGUGCUACUGGAGAUGGAAAGAGCAGUGAAGAAUGCUCUGAAUCAUGGAUUCGAGAGUUGACCGGAGGAGAGUAUUCUUCUUUGAGCAUCGAGAUGCGUCUUGAAGUGCUUGUUGCUUUAAUUGGUGUGGUUAUUGAUGGAAACUCAUUCCAUGUUUUUAUUGAGGAACGCUUGAAAGAAGCACAUGCCUGUAAGAAGAUGAUGUUGGCAAAAUUGAGAUUGGACAGAAGGCUGCAAGAAGAAAGAUAUGGGCUUAUGGACGAUACUGAUUAUUUACGUGCAAAUCCUGCAUUGGGGCAGCAAUUCUCCUCUAAGUCAAACUGUAUUCUUCAUGAGCAAUUUGAAUACACUCCAGCAUUGGGUUUAUCACAAUUAGAGUUGUUCAUCGACCAGAAGGCUGAAAUGCUACAUUCAUACAGACUUUUACCAUUGGGUUCAGAUCGAAGGCACAAUAGAUAUUGGCAAUUUUCAACAUCUUCAUCUCGGAAUGAUCCAGGCUCUGGAAGAAUCUUUUUUGAGUCUAGAUAUGGAUUUUGGAGAGUUAUUGACUCGGAUGAGGCAUUUGAUGCUCUUCUGGCUGUCCUGGACACCCUUGGGAUCAGGGAAUCAAAUUUGUAUUUUAUGUUGAAAGAAGUCGAGAUAAUGUUCAAAGAUACUGCUGGAAGGCUCAGAAACACAGAAUUUCGUGCAGAACCUACAAUUUGCUCGCUACAAACUACUAUCACAUCUGAUUAUCGCAAUUCUAAUGAUAAUAUCGACGAUGAGUUUUGUCAUUCUGCUUCAAAAAAGUACGUAAACUAUACUAAAUGGAUGUGGCAGGAGUGCUUUAAUUCUAGCUUGCUAUGUGCAAUGAAAUAUGGAACGAAAAGAUGUGAGCAGUUACUUGAAACUUGCCAUAUAUGUUACCAGCCAUACUUAGCUAACGAAAGGCAUUGUGUGAUUUGUCACAUGACUGUUGGUAUGAAUAAUAAUGCUUAUGAGCAUUUCACUGAACAUGUCAUUCGUUGUGAGGCUGAUUUGAAAAUACAAAUAUCAAUUCCCUUUUUUCCCAUCAGUAUCCAGCUGCUGAAGGCACAAUUAGCAAUUGUUGAGUGUUCAAUUCCGAUGGAAGCUUUUCACUCCUUCUGGGAUGAUGGAUAUCGUAAAUCAUGGGGUGUUGAAUUGAAGUUUUCAUCAUCUGCAAGGGAAAUUUUGCAGAGCCUUACUGUGUUAGAAAAUGCAAUUAAGCGAGAUUGUUUGAACCCAGAUUUUGUUACAACAAAUGAACUGCUAAGGUCCGAAAUGGAUUUGGCGAGUAAUGCAGCCAGUGCUUCUAAACCAAUUCCGGUAAUACCAUGGAUUCCUGAGACAACUCCGGCUGUGGCAUUGCGACUUUUGGAUUUUGAUUCCUCCAUCCCUUAUAUGCUGCAACAUGGCCUAGAACCUCCAGAUGGCACGGAAGCUGGAGAGUUCCUUGUUCUUCCACGCUCUACUGCAAUGGAUCUUACUCAUCAGAUAGAAGCAGCAUUCUCCGAUGACACCAAUGACCAAAACGGAAAUCAGGGCUUUUAUUCUGAGGCCAACUGCAUGCUUCAGGAACAGGCUAAUAACGGUAUAAAGCAAAGUAGCAGGACUGAUUUGCAAAAUAGAAAUCAUGGAAAAGCUAAUUCGAUAUUGCAAGAUUUCAGUUCCAGCGAUGAAGCCGAGAUCAACAAAAUAAGUGAAGAAUAUUCAGAUGAUGAGAGAGAUGAGUUUGGCGGCAUCGAGGCCGUCGAAAGUAAUGGUUGUCAGGAAACCGUCGAUUCUUAUCUUGAUAUCGAGGAUAUCGAGGAUUACGUUGAUGAACAAAUAAGCGAAGGCAGACAUUCCAAUAUUGCUCCAGAGCAGGUGGGAAAUUGCUGGGAUUUGAAAAUUAGCCGUUGGGAGACCGUCCUCUCCACUAAAAGUGCAGGAGAGGAAAAUUCCUCCUGUGAACACAAAAUAGAUAGCUUUUAGUACAGAAAUCAUUAUAAUUUCUAAAAAAUUGCAGCUGCAGAGUGAAGCUCCUCAUCUUCUUCAGACAAGGAGAAGAAAUACGUCAAUUUCUAUAAUUUCAUAGGCAUGAGAUUAUUAGGAGAAAGAAAAUAUGCCUUUGAUGAUGAUGAUUAGUGUUAUUAUUAUUUAUUUAACUUAGAAUGGUUAUUGACAACUCCAGCGAUUAUAAUUGAUUUCUAUGAUUUUUGAGGGGACUGAGACUGCAGGUGGACUUCACAGGUAUUAACAGAGAAACUUGACUGUGGUAGAGCCAUUUUUUUUUGCAAGCGCCACCAUUAAUAUCAACUUUGAAUUAUGUAGCAGUAUAAUGAUUUGUAUAUGACAUUUAAUUUAUACUAUCUGAAGCUGGUUUUUUGUAUAGAUUGAAUACUUUGUUCUCUGAAACGAAGGAAA